GGUUCAGAGGUUUUAGCUUUUUCAUUUUACCAACUAAUUACUACUACUACUACUAUCUGCUUUUUUGGUUCCGUGCUCUUAGGGUUUUAAAGAGGGGUUUUCUCUCUCUACAAAUUUCACUUUCUCUCUCUGAAUCCACUUGGGGAAGGAGAAGAAAGGACCAUGGAUAGAUACACCAGGGUCGAAAAACCAAAGCCUGAGUCGCCGAUAAACGAGAACGAGAUCCGAAUCACCUCAGGUGGUCCUGUUAGAAACUAUAUCAGCUAUGCUACUUCCCUUCUUCAGGAGAAACAGGCAAGAGAGAUUGUCUUGAAAGCAAUGGGGCAGGCAAUCAGCAAGACAGUAUCCAUUGCAGAGGGUAUAAAGAGAAGAAAUCCCCGUUUGCAUCAAGAUACUGCCAUAAGUUCAGUAAGCAUAACUGAUGUUUGGGAACCCAUUGAAGAGGGCCUUUUACCAGUGGAACAGACUCGCCAAGUCUCAAUGAUUACAAUCACCUUAUCCUUUAAAGAGCUGAACAUAAAUUCUCCGGGGUAUCAAGCUCCACUUUCUGUGGAACAGCCAAAGGUACAGUAUCAGCAGCUGCAGCAGCAGCAACCCAGACAGUUGCAUGGUCCAUAUAAUGCUGUUCGGGAGGAUUCAUAUGGCCGAGGACGUGGUCGUGGUAGAGGGAGAGGGCGGAGCUGGGGCAGGGGUGGAUAUGGAUAUGGAAACUAUCAAGGAAACUAUCAGGGCAACUAUCAAGGGAACUACCAGGGCAACUAUCAAGGGAACUAUCAAGAAAAUGGUGGUUAUUCAAAUAGGGGCCGUGGUGGUGGGCGAGGCAGAAGUUGGGGUUAUCGGGGUGCUGGGUAUGAAAGAGGUAGAGGUGGAGGAGGCAGAGGUUAUGGCCGUGGUCGUGGAAGGAUGGGUGGUCGAUCAAGGGGUGGUGGUGGAAACCAGGGUUAAGUAGGGAACGGGUACUCUUUUUGCUUUAGCUAAAUGCUUGCCUUGGCCAGUGGGCAAAAUUUUAUCCUGAAACAUUGUUUUUAGUAGCAUGAAAUGUGGGUUAUCCUGAGCAAAUGGUUUGUGUUUGAUUUUCUUCAUCAUAUGGAUGUGGGCAAGGUUUUUCUGUUCAUUUUUUUGCAUUUAGUCAAUAGCAAGAGGAGGCUUACGAAUGGUGUAAUUUAUUUUUACCACUGUGGUUGCACUUUCUAUGUUCAUAUUUGGUUAUCAUAUUUCUUUAUUCCUUCUCAAA
Molecule: messenger RNA, 1234 nt
Organism: Jatropha curcas
Lineage: Eukaryota; Viridiplantae; Streptophyta; Magnoliopsida; Malpighiales; Euphorbiaceae
Product: Alba DNA/RNA-binding protein
Molecular function (GO): RNA binding
Source: RefSeq, a predicted model, not a curated record